Chrysochloris asiatica (Cape golden mole) is the source of this 1314-nucleotide messenger RNA. RefSeq names its product chromogranin A (parathyroid secretory protein 1) (gene CHGA). Lineage: Eukaryota; Metazoa; Chordata; Mammalia; Afrosoricida; Chrysochloridae. The record is from RefSeq and is a predicted model, not a curated record. Gene Ontology annotation, cellular component: chromaffin granule. Bases 1 to 1314 code for a protein of 437 amino acids. The transcript has 8 exons. Gene Ontology annotation, biological process: negative regulation of catecholamine secretion; negative regulation of insulin secretion; defense response to bacterium.
AUGCGCUCCGCCGCUGUCCUGGCGCUUCUGCUCUGCGCCGGGCAAGCCAUUGCCCUCCCUGUGAACAGUCUGAUGAAUAAAGGGGACACCGAGGUGAUGAAGUGUAUCGUGGAGGUCAUCUCUGACACACUUUCCAAGCCCAGCCCCAUGCCUGUCAGCCAGGAGUGUUUCGAGACCCUCCAAGGAGAUGAACGGAUCCUUUCCAUCCUACGACACCAGAAUUUACUGAAGGAGCUCCAGGACCUAGCCCUCCAAGGUGCCAAGGAGAGGGCCCAUCAGCAGAAGGAGCAUGGUGGAUUUGAGAAUGAAUUCUCAGAGGUUCUUGAGAACGAGAGUGACAAGGCCGAGCAGAAGGAGGUGCCGGGAGAGGCAUCCCCCAAGGAGGCUGUGGAGAAAAGAGACCACUCAAACGAGGCAGAGAACCAUGGUGACAUCACAGAGGGAGCCAGGCCCCGGGCCUCCCUGGCACCGAGAGAGGGGUCUGAGAUGGAGAACACCCCAGCCCCUGGGGGGGAGGAGGACAUAAACACCCACCCCCCUGCUAGUCUUCCUGGCCAGAAACAUGCAGGCCCUGAGAGCCCAGCACGGGACCUGGUGGGCACAGAGAAAGGCCUGGACACGGAGAAAGGGCAACCAGCAAAGAGUCCGGAGGAAGACGAGGAGCUGGAGACUGGGGAGAAGGCUGACUCUGAGGAAGAGAGCCCCACUUCCGCUGUGAACCCCCACACAAGCCUCAGCUACAAGGAGACCCCAAGGGGCAAAAGUCGGACCGAGGUCCUGACCACAGAAAGAACCAGAAAGACUGGGGCUGAAGAGGCUCCGCCCCCCAAGAAGCAGGGGGAGCAGGAGUACUCCCAGGAGUCGGAGGAGACAGUGGGGACCCCUGAAGGCCUCUUCCGAGGCUGGAAGAGUGGGGAGCAGGAGGAGCCGAUCCCCAAGGAGUGGGAGGGUGCCAAGCGCUGGAGCAAGAUGGAGCAGCUAGCCAAGGAGCUGACAGCCGAGAAACGGCAGGCCAGGGAGGACAUGAAGGAGGAGGAGGACCCAGACCGCUCCAUGAAGCUCUCCUUCCGGACCCGGGCCUAUGGGCUCAGGGCUCCUGGGUCACAGGUGCGCCGAGGCUGGCGCCCAUCCUCCGAGGAGGACAGCGUCGAGGCAGGCCUGCCUGUCCCGGGCCGCGGCUACUCAGAAGAGAAGAAGGAGGAAGAAGGCAGUGCCAACCGCAGACCAGAGGACCAGGAGCUGGAGAGCCUGUCAGCCAUCGAGGCAGAGCUGGAGAAGGUGGCCCACCAGUUGCAGGCGCUGCGGCGGGGCUGA